AUGAUGCUCCAUUCUGUCAUUCUGUUCUCUGCCUUUGCAUAUGCAGCAUAUGGGAAUGAAAUUAAACCAACCAAAACAGAGGUGUUUGCUGACGAGGGUUCAAGUGUUAAAUUAUCCUGCAGUUAUUCAUCUGCAUUAACUCUUCACUGGUACCGUCAGUAUCCCGGAUCAGCUCCUCAGUUCAUUGUACUCAUCACAGAUGGAUCAAAACAAGCUGAGGAGUCUAAUGUAGAUUCCAGAUUCACAGCCAGAGUCACUAAAGACAAAGAAAACCAUGUGGAUCUGGAGAUCUCCUCUGCAUCUAUAUCAGACUCUGCUCUGUACUACUGCGCUCUGGAGCCCACAGUGACAGGAAACACAAGAACACUGUACAAAAACCUGAUACACAGCAUUGCAUCUACAACACACAUAUCCAACCUCCAUAUCUGCCAGUUAUUCAUCUGCAGACUAUCUUUACUGGUACGUCAGUAUCCCGGAUCAGCUCCUCAGUUCAUUGUGCUCAUCUUAGACAGUGCAAAAAAAGCUGAGGAGUCUAAUGUGGAUUCCAGGUUCACUGCCAAAGUCACCAAAGACAAAGAAAACCAAGUGGAUCUGGAGAUCUCCUCUGCAUCUAUAUCAGACUCUGCUCUGUACUACUGCGCUCUGACGCCCACAGUGACAGGAAACACAUGA
This is a messenger RNA of Onychostoma macrolepis, 672 nucleotides long. RefSeq lists its product as uncharacterized. The transcript is spliced from 3 exons. The record is from RefSeq and is a predicted model, not a curated record. NCBI's taxonomy places the organism in Eukaryota, Metazoa, Chordata, Actinopteri, Cypriniformes, Cyprinidae. Bases 1 to 672 code for a protein of 223 amino acids.